This is a messenger RNA of Phaethon lepturus (White-tailed tropicbird), 1377 nucleotides long. RefSeq names its product nuclear factor interleukin-3-regulated protein-like. Gene Ontology annotation, biological process: DNA-templated transcription; regulation of DNA-templated transcription; circadian rhythm. NCBI's taxonomy places the organism in Eukaryota, Metazoa, Chordata, Aves, Phaethontiformes, Phaethontidae. Bases 1 to 1377 code for a protein of 458 amino acids. The transcript has a single exon. The record is from RefSeq and is a predicted model, not a curated record. Gene Ontology annotation, molecular function: DNA binding; DNA-binding transcription factor activity. Gene Ontology annotation, cellular component: nucleus.
AUGCAGCUAAGAAAAAUGCAGACCCUUAAAAAGGAACACAGACCUGUUGACACAAAUAGUGAUGUGGACAAAAUCAUGGUACUUAAGUCUACUUUAGCAGAAGUGUCUGAAGUAUUGUCUACAAAUGAAGAGAUACUGCUCACUGAAGCAAAUAGUGGAAAAAGCACAUCUUCAGCUUGCCGAAGAAAGCGAGAAUUCAUUCCAGAUGAAAAGAAAGAUGCUAUGUAUUGGGAGAAAAGGCGGAAAAAUAAUGAAGCUGCUAAAAGAUCUCGUGAAAAACGUCGACUGAAUGACCUUGUCUUAGAGAACAAACUAAUUGCACUGGGAGAGGAGAAUGCCACUUUGAAGGCAGAGUUGCUUGCUUUGAAGCUGAAGUUUGGUUUAAUUACUUCUGCAGCCUAUGCCCAAGAGAUACAGAAAUUCAGUAGCUCAACAGCUGCGUAUUUCCAAGAUUAUCAAAGUUCCAAAUCAAAUAUUAGCUCGUUUGUGGAUAAACAUGAGCCAUCUAUAGUUGGUAGCAGUUGUAUUUCUGUCAUUAAACAUUCUCCUCAAAGCUCUAUGUCUGAUAUGUCUGAAGUAUCAUCAGUAGAGCAUACCCAAUCAAGUUGUAUGCAAAACAACUACAGAAGUCCUGAAAAUAAGUUUCAGAUUAUAAAACAGGAGCCCAUGGAAUUAGAGAGAGAGCCAAGAGAUGACAGAAAUUCACAGAAAGCAUCCAUAUAUCCACACUGCAUGGGAACUACCUUUAACAUGUACUCACAUUCUCCUCCUCUGUUCCAAGUCAAUAGGUCCUCCAGUAAUUCCCCCAGAACUUCAGAAACUGAUGACAGUACAGUUGGAAAGUCAUCUGAUGGAGAAGAUGAACAGCAGGUUCCUAAGGGUCCAAUCCAUUCCCCAGCUGAACAUAAAAAUAUUUGUGCAACAGUUAAAGUUCCAGAAGUGAAUUCUUCAGCUUUGCCUCACAAACUUCGAAUUAAAGCCAAAGCCAUGCAAGUUAAAGUGGAAGCAGUAGAUAAUGACUAUGAUGCUGCACAGAAACUAUCAUCACCUACUGAUAUGUCAUCAAAAAGACAUGUUGAGCUUGAAAAACACACUGCACAAAACUUGGUGCAUUCUUCUCGUACUUCUUUCUCAGUUCAAGUGACUAAUAUCCAAGACUGGUCUCUCAAACCAGAACUCUGGCAUCAAAAGGAACUCAGUGUAAGAAUUCAGAGUGGUUGCAAAACUGAAAUUGUUGAAAUAAAAGACAGUAUCUUCAAUGUCUCUGAGUCAGAGAACCUGUAUUUGAAGCAGGGCUUAACAAACUUAUCUGCAGAGGUUGCUUCCCUUAAAAGACUUAUAACUACACAACAAAUCUCUGCAUCAGACUCUGGUUAA